This is a messenger RNA of Penaeus monodon (black tiger shrimp), 989 nucleotides long. Its product is annotated as extensin-like. Bases 19 to 636 code for a protein of 205 amino acids. Gene Ontology annotation, cellular component: extracellular matrix. Lineage: Eukaryota; Metazoa; Arthropoda; Malacostraca; Decapoda; Penaeidae. The record is from RefSeq and is a predicted model, not a curated record. The transcript has 3 exons.
CUCUCUCGGUCCCUCAACAUGAAGUUCAUUCUUUCGCUGACCCUGCUCGCGGCCGCAGUAGCUGAUAGGCCCAGCUACCAUGCCCCCCCUCCUUAUCAUCAUCCUCGUCCUGCAUACAAGCCUGCCCCUUCCUAUGCCCCUCCCCCAGCCUACAGACCUGCCCCCUCCUACGGGCCGCACCCCCCUGCUCCUGCUUACGCCCCGCCCCACGCCCCUGCUUAUGGCCCUCACCCUCCCGCCCCUGAAUACAAGCCUGCCCCUACCUAUGCCCCGCCCCCUGUCCCUGCCUACAAGCCUGCCCCUGCCUACAAGCCUGCCCCGUCCUAUGAUGCUCCUGCUAAGUACAAUUUCGAGUGGGCUGUGAAGGACGACUACUCCGGCAACGACUACGGCCACCAGGAGUCCCGCGACGGCUACAACACGCAGGGAUCCUACUACGUGCAGCUUCCCGACGGUCGCCUGCAGAAGGUCACCUACCACGUGGACGGCGACUCAGGCUUCGUGGCCGAGGUCACCUACGAAGGAGAGGCUCAAUAUCCUCACGAGCAGCCUGCCUACAAGCCUGCUCCAUCCUACAAGCCUGCACCUGCCUACCGACCAGCUCCUUCCUACAAACCCGCUCCAGUUUACGGCUGAACUUCUUAGACCUCCCCCUCUUAAAAACAAAAAACAAAAAACACACAAAAAAUACUGUGAUAUUUAUUACCAUUAAUAAACAAAUAGAUAUGACGUAAUGGACCCUCUAUUGCUUCAACCUCCCUCAUUGGUUUUACUGCAUUGCAAGGACGUCGCGGAGAGCUGUUUAAACCACUGUGGUCGACGGACGCCCGAGACUUGAAGAUGAAAUUUGCGGUCAUGGGUUUGCGUGCUGGAGGUCAGAGCACCUUCGCGGGCCCAUGGGCGGUCGUUGCCGAGGUCCAGGGGUGCGUGCAAGGGUCCUCCGUAGGGGUAAUUGCAGUGUUUGGUUCUGGUUCUGGUCUUCGGUGGUU